UUUUUCAUAUUUUGUAUUUCAAAUUAAAAUGGAAACAUGCGGUGUUAUUAUAAGCAGAGUCGGAGAAUUUGAGAAUUUUCUUAUGCGCUGCUCAUAUUGCACGAUAGACAUUGAGAUUGAAAAAUGGCAGGAAUUUGUUCUCCACUUUCGGAAUACACACGGCACGAAAUCGACGGAUAACUCAGAAUAUUUGCAUAUCGAAAAUCUAGCUGUAAAUGAAGAUAGCGCUGAGGAAAAGCUAGUGAGCAUAUCUACUGAAGAGCAGCCUGUUGAAGAGACGAAUGUAUCCAGACCCUGUUCAACAUUAUCCGAUGCUAGUUUCAGUGAAAAUAGUUCAACAAAAAGUGAAUCCACAGCAUCUACGGAGGAUGAAGAUGUGGAUAUGUCUAGCUCAAAUCCAUCCACGGACAAGUUCAAACCAUCAUUUUUUCGACGAGAUCCACGCACACUGAAGUUUAUUGAGGCUUAUAAGAGUCAGCCUUGCCUUUGGAAUCCUGGCUGUAGUAAAUACAAGGAUCACAUUGCAUGUAAAGCCGCAUACCAGCAGCUAAUAAUGGAGCUAGACGCUCAGAUAUCUGUUGUCUUCACAGAGCAUUCUUUGAAGGCAGCGAUAAAGAAGUUGCAUAUACAGUAUAAUAUGGUUGAAAAGCGUGUUAUGAACGGCAACCAAAAACCAAAUUCCGUGGCCUUUAAUCAUUAUACAAGCUGUAGCUUUCUGAAAGCAAGCCAAGAUCAAAUGCAUGCCUUAAAAAGUUCAGUAAUUCAGUUGAACUUUUGUAAGCGCAACAAGCUCACCACAGAUUUUAUACAGCUGUAUGCCAACUUUCCCCAGCUUUACGACUGCAAGCAUAAGGAUUUCUCAAGCAUAAGUUCUCGUAAGCAGGCCUAUGAAGCAAUAGCAGCUAAGAUUAUAGUGCCACAUGGUGGCAUUAACUGCGAUGAUGUCUACCUCGCCAUACAGUGCCUUCGUCAGUGGUACUACAAGAGUACGAAACAUGCAAUUAAAACGACUAACGAGUCGGAACUCUCUUAUUUGAAAGCCUGUGCCUUUUUGCCACCUAAGAUGUUCAAGCAAAAGCUAAUUUGUGAAUACUGCCAGCAGGAAACUUCUUCGGAUCAUGUGCUUCAAGCGCAUUUGUGGAAGGUUCAUAAUAUCGGUGAGCUACCCUUUAAAUGUACAUCGUGUGAUCGAAGUUUCGUAGGACGCGCGGAACUAUCGACGCACGUGCAACGCUUCCAUAUUGGAAAAACAUACAAGUGCAACUAUUGCGAGAGAACUUUCGCUGUUAACUCAGAUCUACGCCUGCACAUACGUACACACACUGGAAACAAUAUACUCUGUGAGCUAUGCGGCAAGGCAUUUAGAUUGAGAUCUCAACUGAAGCUGCAUGUCACUGCUAUUCAUACAAAAAUUCGAGCAUUUAAGUGCACUAUGUGCCCGAAGGAUUUUCUUAAAAAGGUCGACCUAUCGGACCACAUCAAGAGCCACUUAAAUAUCCGGGAUAAGAUUUGCACAACAUGUGGUAAAGGAUUUACCAGCUGCCAUUCACUAAUUCGACAUCGACAAAUACACUCGGAGAUUAAAAAGUUUGUCUGUAAACUUUGUGAAGCUAGAUUUUCACAAUUCGUCGGUCUCAACUCGCACAUGAAACGUACGCAUAAUAUUGUUCGAUGUAAAGCCCAAAAAUUAGCAGAGACUUUACCCCCUGAAACAACUAGUUAA
This is a messenger RNA of Drosophila arizonae, 1723 nucleotides long. Its product is annotated as madf and zinc finger protein 1. The record is from RefSeq and is a predicted model, not a curated record. NCBI's taxonomy places the organism in Eukaryota, Metazoa, Arthropoda, Insecta, Diptera, Drosophilidae.